Messenger RNA from Megachile rotundata (alfalfa leafcutting bee), 1996 nucleotides. RefSeq lists its product as uncharacterized. The record is from RefSeq and is a predicted model, not a curated record. Lineage: Eukaryota; Metazoa; Arthropoda; Insecta; Hymenoptera; Megachilidae.
ACGUCAUAUUAAGUCACAUUCUCUGGCAAAAAGUAUAAACAAGUUAUUUUUAAUGAUAUAAUUGUUUAUUUAAAUAAUUAUCAUUAGAUUUAUUUGUUCUUAAAAGUGUAUUAAACUAAUAUGUCAUAAUAAUGCCACUGCAAUUUAUUAUUUCUAACAAAGGAAUAAAACAGCUGCAAUUAAAUGGGUAUAUAUUUAACCUCAAAAGUAGAAAUCAAAGUAGCAUCACGUGGCGUUGUAAAGCUUAUUAUUCUGAUGUUAAUUGCAAAGUUACUGUUCGUACUGAUAGUGAUAAACGUCCUGUAAUGUUAUUGGUGAGGUGCUUAUUCACGAUCAUGCUGCGGACAUUUCUUUUGUUGAAGCUAAAAAAGUAUUAAGAAAAAUCAGUAAACGUUGUCGCAAUAAUGAUGAUCCACCGGCGUCGGUCAUUGAAAAUGUUCUUGCGACGGUAUCAUCUCCAGUAGUGGCUCGCUUGCCAAAAAUGGUAUCAAUGUCACGUAAUAUUCAGCGUGUACGUAAAGCAAAUGUUGGAAAUGAUGAUAUUCCUGUUGCUGCUGCUGCCAAGUCUUGUCAAGAUUUAAAUACUCCUGAUGGGUUUUUUGUAAUUGAAAAAGCGAAGACUGUUGAAUUAUAAUAGUGGACAAAAUAAAAAUCGUAUGUUGAUAUCAACUACUCAAUCAAAUUUAAAUUGUCUCUAUGAAUCAUCUCAAUGGAUUGCUGAUGGUACAUUUUCAUCUGUACCAGUAAUAUUUAAGCAGCUAUAUACACUUCAUGGAUGGAAAAAUAUGAAAAUGUUACCGUUAGUAUAUAUAUUAUUGCCUAACAAGAAAAAGCAUCUUUAUACUGAAGUGCUGACAGUCUUGAAAAAUCAUAUGCCUACUUUGGAGCCUACGAGAGUGAUGCUUGACUUUGAAAAUGGUUCUUUGAAUGCUUUCAAGAUAGUAUUUCCAAAUGCCAAAAUUAUUGGAUGCUUAUUUCAUUAUUCUCAAUGCCUCUGGAGAAAUGUACAGUUAACUGGAUUACAGCGCAAAUAUAACACUGAUACUCGUUUUGCGUUGAAUAUACGCAUGUUACUCGCUUUAUCAUUUGUUCCUAUUGAUGAUGUUCGUAGUGCAUUUGAUCAACUUGUUGAAACGAAGUAUUACAAAGAUCAUGGAGACGAGUUACAUGGAAUUCUUGAUUAUUUUGAGCGCACUUGGAUAGGUGUAUUAUCUAGGAGUGGCAAGUCACGAUUAAAGCCAUACUUUGCAUUAAGUCUAUGGAAUUAUUAUGAAGCUGUUAUUAAUGAUUUGAUUCGGAGUAACAAUGCUGUUGAGAGAUGGCACAGGUCCUUUAAUAAAAAAGUUCGUGUUGCUCAUGCUAGUUUUAAUAAAUUUAUUGAUGUAAUAAAAUCAAAGCAGAUUAAAACUGAUGUAUUAAUUACGCAAGCUGACACUGGAUUAGGCAUUGCUAGUAAACGUAGACGUGAAUAUGUUGAUUUGGAUUAUCGUUUGAAAAAUAUUGUUUUAUCAUAUGAUCGUAAUAAAAUAAUUAAAUAUUUACAUGAUAUUGCGACAAUUCUUAUGUUGUAAAUUGAAAGUUUUUCGAAAAGAAUUUGCUAAAAUGUUUUAUAUUUGAUAUGUAAAAGUAAUAUUAAUGAUACGACUGUGAUUAUUAGUUAUUGACUAAGUUUGUUACAGAAAAAAAUGUUUAAUACUAGAUUCGAUAAAAAUUCAUGUGGUAGUUAUUAAUUGAAGACAUUAGUUAUCUAAUAAAAAAUGUAAUAUGUUAUAUAUUUUAAGUAACUAACAAUUUGAUAAAAUGUUAUAUUUAGUAUAUGUUAAGAUAAUAUAAAUGAUAUGACUGUGAUUGUUAACUAUUAACUGAUACAAUAAUUAUAAGCUAAGAAUCUUAUUCAACAUAGUAUUUAAUUUGUUCUAAUGCAUACUUGGUAAUUAUCAAAUAACUGUGAUUUGUCUAUAUUAAUAUGACUGUAAAAAUAUAAUUGCGACUUAUG